AAGGGGCCUAUUAAGAACUUUCAAAAUUUGAAAAUAAGGAUUAGGGAUUGGUUUGGGUUGCGCUAUAUCUAUCAAAGAGUAUACAAUAAUGAUGGAUUUGGUGAAUCAAAUCCAUGGUUUAAUAACGAACCGUGUUAACUUACCAUAACAACAACUCAAUUCCUAUCGAAUUCUUUUCCUAUCGAAUUCCUAUUCCUAUAGUAGAAUUCCUAUAGAAUAGAACGUACACAUGGUGUACGCAUUAUAUAUGAAUGAAACAUAUUCAUUAACUUAAGCAUACUCCUUUUUUUAUUUAAUGAGUUGAUAUUAAUUGAAUAUCUUUUUUUUUUUUUAGAUUUUUGCAAAGGUUUCAUUUACGCCUAAUCCAUAUCGAGUAGACCCUGUCGUUGUGAGAAUUCUUAAUUCAUGAGUUGUAGGGAGGGACUUAUGUCACCACAAACAGAAACUAAAGCAAGUGUUGGAUUUAAAGCUGGUGUUAAGGAUUAUAAAUUGACUUACUACACCCCGGAGUACGAAACCAAGGAUACUGAUCUGGCAGCAUUCCGAGUAACUCCUCAGCCCGGGGUUCCGCCUGAAGAAGCAGGGGCUGCAGUAGCUGCGGAAUCUUCUACUGGUACAUGGACAACUGUUUGGACUGAUGGACUUACCAGUCUUGAUCGUUACAAAGGACGAUGCUAUCACAUCGAGCCCGUUCCUGGGGAGGCAGAUCAAUAUAUCUGUUAUAUAGCUUAUCCAUUAGACCUAUUUGAAGAGGGUUCUGUUACUAACAUGUUUACUUCCAUUGUGGGUAACGUGUUUGGUUUCAAAGCCCUACGCGCUCUACGUUUGGAGGAUCUACGAAUUCCCACUGCUUAUGCAAAAACUUUCCAAGGUCCGCCUCACGGUAUCCAAGUUGAAAGGGAUAAGUUGAACAAGUAUGGUCGUCCUUUAUUGGGAUGUACUAUUAAACCAAAAUUGGGAUUAUGCAAAAAUUACGGUAGAGCGUGUUAUGAGUGUCUACGCGGUGGACUUGAUUUUACCAAAGAUGAUGAAAACGUAAACUCACAACCAUUUAUGCGCUGGAGAGACCGUUUUGUCUUUUGUGCUGAAGCAAUUUAUAAAGCACAAGCAGAAACUGGUGAAAUUAAGGGGCAUUACUUGAAUGCGACUGCAGGUACAUGCGAAGAAAUGAUUAAGAGAGCUGCAUUUGCAAGGGAAUUAGGGGUUCCUAUUGUAAUGCAUGACUACUUAACUGGAGGAUUCACCGCAAAUACUAGUUUGUCUUAUUAUUGCCGCGACAACGGCCUACUUCUUCACAUUCACCGAGCAAUGCAUGCAGUUAUUGAUAGACAGAAAAAUCAUGGUAUGCAUUUCCGUGUAUUAGCUAAAGCAUUGCGUAUGUCGGGGGGAGAUCAUAUCCACUCCGGUACAGUAGUAGGUAAGUUAGAAGGGGAACGCGAAAUAACUUUAGGUUUUGUUGAUUUAUUGCGCGAUGAUUUUAUUGAAAAAGAUCGUUCUCGCGGUAUCUUUUUCACUCAGGACUGGGCAUCCAUGCCAGGUGUUAUACCGGUGGCUUGGGGUAUUCAUGUUUGGCAUAUGCCAGCUCUGACCGAAAUCUUUGGAGACGAUUCUGUAUUACAAUUUGGUGGAGGAACUUUAGGACAUCCUUGGGGAAAUGCACCUGGUGCAGCAGCUAAUCGUGUGGCUUUAGAAGCCUGUGUACAAGCCCGUAACGAAGGGCGCGAUCUUGCUCGUGAAGGUAAUGAAAUUAUCAAAGCAGCUUGCAAAUGGAGUCCUGAACUAGCCGCAGCUUGUGAAGUAUGGAAGGAGAUCAAAUUUGAGUUCGAAGCGAUGGAUACCCUAUAGAAAGAGAAAAAA
This is a messenger RNA of Setaria italica (foxtail millet), 1857 nucleotides long. Its product is annotated as ribulose bisphosphate carboxylase large chain. Gene Ontology annotation, biological process: carbon fixation. Lineage: Eukaryota; Viridiplantae; Streptophyta; Magnoliopsida; Poales; Poaceae. The record is from RefSeq and is a predicted model, not a curated record. Gene Ontology annotation, molecular function: magnesium ion binding; ribulose-bisphosphate carboxylase activity.